Messenger RNA from Electrophorus electricus (electric eel), 1521 nucleotides. RefSeq lists its product as uncharacterized. The record is from RefSeq and is a predicted model, not a curated record. Gene Ontology annotation, molecular function: protein binding. NCBI's taxonomy places the organism in Eukaryota, Metazoa, Chordata, Actinopteri, Gymnotiformes, Gymnotidae.
AUGGCACUAGCAAGUGGACAUUGGGUUGAAAAGGAGAUUGAAGGAGUGCCACCCAGUCCAAGGCAUGGGCACGCCAUUGCAUUGGCAGGAAACAUUGCUUUCUUGUAUGGAGGAGUGUCAACCAUAUACUCUGAGGAAGCCAGAUCUGUAUAUCUGAAUGAUUUUUACAUGAUUACAGUUACUCCCACUCGAAUAACUUGGGAGAUGAUGCCUCAGAAUGGAGUUGUACCCACAGAAAGAGAGGGGCACACACUUUGUGUUGUCAAAGGAAAACUGUACUUAUUUGGAGGUUCCAGCCAUCCUCAAGCAGAAGAAUGUCUCCCAGGGGUUUAUUGUUUUGACAUUGUGACACUGAGAUGGGAGCAGCUGAAGACUGGUGGUGUAGCUUUGAAGUCUCUGAGACACAGCUCAGCAGCCUUGGGGGAUAAUAUAUAUGUGUAUGGAGGAAUUCUGGAUGGAAGACCUACAGACAAUCUCAUGAUGUUCAACACAGUGUCAAUGAUUUGGACACCUAUCAAAGCAACUGGAGCCCUACCAUCUGCAAGAUAUAACCACACAUGUGCUGUCGUCAAUGAGCAGAUCUUCUUGUUUGGUGGAUGUGGAGGCGAUGGGUCCUACCAACAAGACAUUCACAUUCUAAAUACAGAGACCCUCAAUUGGCAGAAAUGUGAUGUUAAGGGCGAGUCCCCCCUCUCCUGUGCUGGUCAGUCAUUUACGGCUCACCAUGACAAGGAUAUUUACUUGUUUGGAGGGGCAGUCACCAGCACUGAUGGAACUGUCUUUUCAAGCAAUGAAAUUCACAAGCUAAGCAUUGCAAAGAUGAAAUGGAAGGUACCCUUGUAUGUGGGAAUUCCCCCAUCAAGGCGCCAUGGUCACACAGCCUUCAUUCUUCACAGUCAUAUGUAUGUGUUUGGAGGAAAAAAUGAAGAACAGGAAUUCAACGAUUUGAAGAUAAUGAAAUUAAUCAAUCCAUCAGAGAGACAGCCAGUCAUGAAGGAGAUUCUGUCUGAAUUUGGACUUCAGGGAGUCAGUAAUGGCUUUGUGCCAACAAAAGUUCCCAACGUGAAGUAUGAACUGAGUGAGCCUCCAUUAACCAUGAGGACAGAGAAAUCAGAGUCAACACAGAUCACAGCUUUUCGGGAUUUCACCAUGGUUCGUGAUGAGGCCGUGAACAUGAUCCAGAAAGCUUUUACAAUUUUAGAUGAGGAAUUCCGAAAACUAGACAGGGAAAGGUUAGAGCUUUCACAAGCAGGAAAAGCACUGCAGUGUGAAAGACAGGCUUACGAUGAAUCUCACCAGAGGCAGACACAGGAACUUCAGGAAAUGCUGGAGAGGCACAAAGCUCAGAAUGAGGCCUGGCUUCAAGCUCGAGCAGAGGAAAACGACAAGGAGAGGAAGGAGCUGUGUAAACUCAGGGAGGAAGUGCUUCAUGAGCAGGAGAAGCUGAAAGAAGAGCAAUGUAACAUCCAAAAACGCAGUGAGCACCUCCUGUCCAUUAUGCAGCAGUUCAAAGGCAUGUGA